This is a messenger RNA of Metopolophium dirhodum (rose-grain aphid), 3028 nucleotides long. RefSeq names its product beta-TrCP (gene slmb). The transcript has 11 exons. The record is from RefSeq and is a predicted model, not a curated record. Gene Ontology annotation, molecular function: protein dimerization activity. Lineage: Eukaryota; Metazoa; Arthropoda; Insecta; Hemiptera; Aphididae. Bases 1128 to 2654 code for a protein of 508 amino acids.
CUGCUUGUGCGUCUAUUGCCCUCGUACUCGCAACCGACCCCGCUCCGCUCGUUACAUACUAUUAUUGAAAACGUUACGCCGGCCGCGAACUGACGACGUCUUCGACUCUUCGUGUCGCGUGUGCGCGUCUCGAGUACGCGGUCGUGCUUUCCCGUUCUGGCUUCGCGUACUCGUUAUAUCGUUAUAAUUUACAUUAUAAUAUAUUGUUUUAUAACGUGUGUGAACGCCGCCAAUCGUGUCGUCCUACGUUACAACGCGGAAAACACACGUCCUUUACGUAUCGGCGUUUCACUUCCGGUGACAAAAUUUUUUUCAUUGCGAUACCUUUUUUUUACCGUAUGAUCCGAAUCCAACACACGUCGUGCGUCUCCGGCACACUCGCCUAUCGUUUUUAGAAUUUUCCGUUUUUUUUUUGGAAAAAUGUUAUAUUUAUUCUGAUUGAUUUUCUUUUCGGCAUUUUGUUUUUGUCGUCGUGGUCCGACAGGUGGACUUUAAUGUGCUAUAUGUGCAAGAUAACAACACAACUAUUGUAUUAUAUAAUAUUAACCAUAACAAUUAAUAGUUUCGUGUGUCCCAUAAGUAAAUACCUAAUUGAAAUUUUAUUCAAAUAUUGAUGAGUUUUUUAAUGCCUAUCCAAUAUUAUGUUGUAUCGAAAAUCGUGUUAAAUUAGGAAAAUAAAAAAAAACAGUCCCUCAAUCAUCAUAUUAAUAAUUUUCGAUUAAAUGUUUUCUCGGAUAAUCAAUUACUAAUAAUGUAGUUAUGUUUCAUAAAUAAUAAUGAAUAGACUAAACUUUCUAGUAAGAGCAAAUAAAUAAAAUAUACAGAUCUCUUGAAAGAAAAAAAAAAUAAAGUGGUCCAAAAGAAAAGCGAUUUAUUUGUAUUUAAUCGCUAUCGGGUGUGCGGGAAAAGCGUAAAAAUCAAAAUUUCACAUCGCAUAAGGUCGAAUGCCGCGAUCACCGUGACAAUGAGCCACUGCUAAAGUAAAAGCGUUUCAAAUCAUAUUUCCCUAUACCGCAGUGCAGUGUCUUUCAAAAUUAUAAAUAAAUUGUAUAGUAAACGAUUACGAGUGAUUUUCUUUCUAACAGUCGUUUGGAUAGUUAAUAACAUACAAUAUAUCUUGUGUCAAAAUGGUUCUAGUUGAACAAUAUCCACCAAUGACGAUCUUAUAUGACCCAACAAUUAAAAAAGAUUCUACAACCAAUGGUGUUGCAUCUCCACAAUUCGCCAACGAACAAGAGCUGUGUCUUAUGUACUUUGAUAAAUGGAGCGAACAGCACCAAAUCGACUUUGUCGAACACCUAUUGGCACGCAUGUGUCACUACCAACACGGACACAUAGACACAUAUCUAAAACCUAUGUUACAGAGAGACUUUAUAUCUCUCUUACCCAAAAAAGGCCUAGACCAUGUGGCCGAAAAUAUUUUAUCUUACCUCGACGCCGAAUCUUUAUAUGCUGCUGAGUUGGUAUGUAAAGAAUGGUAUAGGGUAAUUUCAGAAGGUAUGCUUUGGAAAAAGUUAAUUGAACGUAAAGUACGUACAGAUUCAUUAUGGCGAGGGCUUGCUGAACGAAGAGGGUGGAUUCAAAACUUGUUCAAACCAAAGCCAGGUGAACACCACCCAGAUCAUUUCUCCUACAGGGCUCUGUUUCCUAAAAUUAUACAAGACAUAGAAAGUAUAGAAUCAAAUUGGCGAACUGGCCAUUUUCUAUUACAAAGGAUAAAUUGCCGAUCAGAAAACUCCAAAGGUGUAUACUGUUUACAAUAUGAUGACAAUAAAAUUGUCUCAGGUUUACGUGAUAAUACCAUAAAAAUAUGGGAUAGAAAUACAUUAGAAUGUGUUAAGGUAUUAACUGGCCAUACCGGGUCAGUUUUAUGUUUGCAAUAUGACGACAAAGUGAUUGUGAGUGGUUCCAGCGAUAGUACAGUUCGUGUAUGGAAUGUUGUUACUGGUGAAAUGGUCAAUACUCUAAUACACCAUUGUGAAGCAGUCUUACAUUUAAGGUUUAGCAACAAUAUGAUGGUCACUUGUUCAAAAGAUCGUUCAAUAGCUGUAUGGGAUAUGGUGUCAGCUAGUGAAAUGACUUUGCGCCGUGUCUUGGUUGGUCACAGAGCUGCAGUAAAUGUUGUCGAUUUUGAUGAUAAAUACAUCGUAUCAGCUUCUGGAGACCGUACUAUUAAAGUAUGGAAUACAUCAAGUUGUGAGUUUGUACGUACCCUUAAUGGUCACAAACGUGGUAUUGCCUGUCUUCAAUAUAGAGAUCGAUUAGUAGUUAGUGGAAGUUCUGAUAAUACCAUCAGGUUGUGGGAUAUUGAAUAUGGUGCUUGUUUAAGAGUACUUGAGGGCCACGAAGAACUGGUACGAUGCAUUAGAUUCGAUAGUAAAAGAAUUGUCAGUGGCGCAUAUGAUGGGAAAAUCAAAGUAUGGAAUUUAGUAGCAGCUUUAGAUCCCAGAGCACCAGCAUCUACUUUAUGUCUACGUACACUUAUGGAGCACUCGGGACGAGUGUUUCGACUCCAGUUUGACGAGUUCCAAAUAGUCAGCUCUUCACAUGAUGAUACAAUACUUAUUUGGGACUUCCUCAACUAUAAUGAUACAAAUAAUUCAGCUGCGGGUGCAAAUGACGCCCAUCCUCCUUUACCUCCUGGUUUUGAUUAACCCAAUGGGCUAGUCGUCCGUAAUUGACUGGAUAAGGUUUGUGUAUAAUCAUAUACAGAACUCGUUUUAAAAUAUCACUAAAAGAUGGUAAAACAAUAUUCUAUCACAUCUUGUUCUCAUUUUAUUUAUAUAUAUAUAUAUAUAUAUAUGUAUAUUGUAUAUAUAAAAACAUUAUAUAUUUAUGUAUGUAUAAUAUAAUUAAUAACUACAAAACGCCCAAAAUAACUGUGCCAAUGUUCAGAUGUUCUCUAUUACCCUUAUAUAUAGGUACACGUGAUGUUUCUCUUUUCAAAUACACUAUAUUUAUAUAUGCAUGUAUAUAUAAUAUAUAUAUUUGUGUAUGUGUAUAUAUGUAUGUAUAUAUAUAUAUUAUA